Molecule: messenger RNA, 1336 nt
Organism: Neoarius graeffei (lesser salmon catfish)
Lineage: Eukaryota; Metazoa; Chordata; Actinopteri; Siluriformes; Ariidae
Gene: upk1a
Product: uroplakin 1a
Exons: 7
Coding region: 123-881 (252 amino acids)
Cellular component (GO): membrane
Source: RefSeq, a predicted model, not a curated record
CAGUUCAAGCCUCUCCCCAUCCUGUGAUCCCAGGCUUUAAGUUUCCUUUAGCAGUAAGCUCUGACACACAUCAUUUGGUUUAUUUGUGCCACUGUGAGAAGACCUCAAAAGACACUCCAGCCAUGGCGUCUGGAUGCGUCCUUGCUCUGAUGAUCAUUGUUGUUCUGUUGAAUAUCUUUGCAGCGGCUGCAGGACUGGCGUUAUUUGCAUUAGCCAUUUGGGUGGCUGUCGAUCCAUAUAAAUUGUACGCAAUAGCUGCCGUAUCGGGGAAGGAUGAUAUCUUCGCAGGAGCCUGGAUAGCCAUUUUCACCGGCUUUGCCUACUUUUGCACUGCCAUCUUUGGUAUCUACGCCGCUCUGAAAAAGAAACGGUCACUCAUGCUGGUGUACCUGAUCCUCAUGUUCAUCAUCUUCCUGUUCGAAUGUGCAUCCUGCAUCACAGCAGUCACCCACAGAGACUAUCUGGUUGGAAACAGUAAUCUGGUGAAGAGUCAGAUGCUGAAGUACUACGCGGACAACAGCAACCAAGGAAUGGACAUCACCAGAACUUGGAACAAAGUAAUGGUAGAUGGUCAAUGCUGUGGGACUGAUGGCCCACUGGACUGGAUGGAGUACAGUUCCACCUUCAGGGAGAUGUACAACAUGAGCACAAACCCCUGGCCCCUUAGCUGCUGCCAACGUCAGAGCAGCUUGGAUGUGGCUGAUCAAACUGGCUGUAUGCUUGGCCAAACCAGUGCAGUAUUCGUCAAGGGUUGUUUCAACUACAUCGAGUCUGUGUUAAGCCGUUAUACCUGGUCUGUGAGCUGGUACGGCUUUGCCGUGCAAAUGUUGGUGUUUUUCCUCAUGCUGUUAGCCACGGUGUACACCAUAUUCCUGGAAUAACGUCAUCAAACACCUAGUCUGGCUUACAAUAUCUUAUCAAAUCUAAGAGUGUAAUAAUUUCCUGCAAGAUUUUGUUCAUUUAUAACAUUCCUGGCAUUGGAACAAUGUCACACAUGACUUGCUGUUUCUGCCUCCUGCUGCCUAGAUCUUCCUUCAAGGAAAACAUUGAUGAUGAACUCUGAUUGCACAAUAUUUAUAGUUUACAGUUUAAGUGCUUGUAACAUGUUUUGUGUUGGACUGGCAUGAUUGUGGCUUUGUUCCUUUUGAACGGUCAUGGGUUUUCAUUCUAGAUUUCAUUACAUUCUUUAAAAGAACAGUCCAGUUCAGGGGUUUUCUCUUAUAGCAGCUGUACAUUUACAGUAAUAUAUACAUAUAAUUAUGAUACAUGAUAAAUCAGUUACAUGUGUGAAUAUGUGUACUGUUGUAAUGAUGUUAAUAAUAAACACUGAAGUACC